GAACCACGUAAAAUCGUUCUCUCUAUUUCGUACUAUUUAUCAGAGUCAGCUAACAUUAAAUUCUCCUCUCCAGCUAGCUGAAGAUCCUUUUUUUUUUUUUUUAAUCACACUCAGCUCUCUUCUUGUCUCUCUAUAAAAAUCUCCACCCAAACUCCCAACUCCCAAACCUUUCAACUAGACAACAAUAAACGAGAUAAAAAACGUAUUACACCAUGGUGGCCGCCGGCGACAUGAGGAGCCUGACCGUCCACACCGUGAAGGGCCGGUGGUUCAUGGUCUUCGCCUGCCUCCUCAUCAUGUCCGCCGCCGGCGCCACCUACAUGUUCAGCCUCUACUCACCCGACGUCAAAUCCUCCCUCGGCUACGACCAGACCACCCUCAACCUCCUCAGCUUCUUCAAGGACCUCGGCGGCAACGUCGGCGUCCUCUCCGGCCUCAUCAACGAGGUCACCCCGCCCUGGGUCGUCCUCUCCAUCGGCGCCGCCCUCAACUUCUUCGGCUACUUCAUGAUCUGGCUCGCCGUCACCGGCAAGCUCACCCACGUCAAGGUGUGGCAAAUGUGCCUCUACAUCUGCGUGGGCGCGAACUCCCAGUCGUUCGCCAACACCGGAGCGCUCGUCACGUGCGUCAAGAACUUCCCGGAGAGCCGCGGCGUCGUUUUGGGGAUUUUGAAAGGCUACGUGGGCCUUAGCGGCGCGAUCAUCACUCAGCUCUACCACGGAUUCUACGGCGACGACUCCAGGUCACUCAUCCUCCUCAUCGCCUGGCUCCCCGCCGCCGUCUCCUUCGCCUUCCUCGCCACCGUCCGGAUCAUGAAGGUGCCGGUCCGGCACCCGGACGAGAUCAGGGUCUUCUACAACUUCCUCUACAUCUCCCUCGGCCUCGCCGGGUUCCUGAUGGUCAUGAUCGUCCUCCAGAAGCAGUUCCGGUUCGACCGGGGCGAGUACGGCGGCAGCGCCGCCAUGGUCCUCGUCCUGCUCUUCCUCCCCCUCGCCGUCGCCGUCCUCGAGGAGUACAAGAUCUGGAAGGACAAAAGAGUCAUUCCGCGGUUCUCCGGUCCGACCGGACCGAAACCCGUACCCGAACCGGUCAAAAUCGUUGCCACCACCACUGAUGUGGUCCCCCGGGAUGGGGACCACGGCGACGCGGCGGGAACGUCGUCGUCGUCCUCCUGCUGGAGGACGGCGUUCCGGCCGCCGAGCAGGGGCGAGGACUUCACCAUCCUGCAGGCCCUGUUCAGCCCGGACAUGCUGAUCCUGUUCCUCGCCACGACCUGCGGCGUCGGCGGGACCCUGACCGUGAUCGACAACCUCGGCCAGAUCGGGACCGCCCUGGGCUACCCGAAAAAAUCGAUCAGCACGUUCGUUUCGCUCGUCAGCAUCUGGAACUACCUGGGCCGGGUCGGGUCGGGUUUCCUGUCGGAGCACCUCCUGACCGCGUACAGGUUCCCGCGACCCCUGAUGUUCACCUUAAUCCUCCUCCUCUCCUGCCUCGGCCACCUCCUGAUCGCGUUCGACGUCCCGGGCGGGCUCUACCCGGCGUCGAUCGUGACAGGGUUCUGCUUCGGGGCCCAGUGGCCGCUCCUGUUCGCGAUCAUAUCGGAGAUCUUCGGAUUGAAGUACUACUCCACGCUCUACAACUUCGGGUCGGUGGCCAGCCCGAUCGGGUCGUACCUGCUCAACGUCCGGGUGACCGGUUACCUGUACGACAAGGAGGCGAGGGAGCAGCUCGAGGCGUCGGGUCGGGUCAGGGAACCGGGUCAGGACCUGAAUUGCGUCGGGUCCAAGUGUUUUAAGCUGGCUUUUGUUAUAAUCACGGCCGUGACAUUGUUCGGUACGCUUGUUUCGCUGGUUCUGGUGGCGAGGACGAGGAAGUUUUACCGGGGUGAUAUUUACAAGAGGUUCCGGGAGGAGGCGCCGGCGCCGGCGCCGGUGGAGCAGGAAAUGACGGUGGCGGAGGGGAAAGUGAAAGAUAGACAAGAGGACUAAUUAUUUAAAGUGUAGAGAUUGACGUGUGGGAGAAAAGAUGGGGAAGAGAAGACAUCACGGAAGUUGUCAUUUGUCAAACUCCAUUAGAGAUUAAUUUAGUGUCUCAUCAUUCGCUCUAUGGUGAUUUGAUUUGCAUAAUCAUGGUGGUGGUGGUGAUGACGAACUUUCCUUAACCUCCUACCUACUAAUUAACCCAAAAUGUAUGGAGAGAUCUUUCACCAAAUGUAUGAAGAUUGAAGACAUAACGUAAUGUGGGUGUGAUGGUUAGAAUGUAAUGGAGUUGUAUAAUGAUGGGCAUAUACAGAC
Messenger RNA from Linum tenue, 2294 nucleotides. The record is from the annotation of a GenBank genome assembly. Lineage: Eukaryota; Viridiplantae; Streptophyta; Magnoliopsida; Malpighiales; Linaceae.